Molecule: messenger RNA, 735 nt
Organism: Nicotiana attenuata
Lineage: Eukaryota; Viridiplantae; Streptophyta; Magnoliopsida; Solanales; Solanaceae
Exons: 2
Coding region: 1-735 (244 amino acids)
Source: RefSeq, a predicted model, not a curated record
AUGGCUCUUGGUACUGAUGCUUCUACUAUCAGCUCUGAUUCACCUGUUGCAGCGACAGGGACACCAGCUUUCAAUAACACAGCUCAUUCAUACUAUCUUCAUCCUUUGGAUCUCCAGGGAUGGUACUGGUUAACAGUGUCUUUGAUGGCAAAGGCCAAGAACAAGCUUGGUUUUGUCGAUGAGAGCUUCACCCAGCCAGAUCCUUCUGAUCCUCUAUUCAAAUCAUGGAACCGCUGCAACGAUAUGGUAAUCUCUUGGAUCUUGAAUUCCCUCUCCAAGGAUAUAGCAGAAAGUGUCUUGUACUCCAAGACUGCAAAAGAAAUUUGGACUGAGUUAGAGGAUCGCUUUGGUCAGUCAAAUGGAGCUCAACUCUACAAUCUUCAAAAGGAAUUAAGCGACCUUGUUCAGGGGAACUCAAACAUUCCAGGAUAUUAUACCAAAAUUAAGAGGAUUUGGGAUGAGCUUGAUGCUCUUAAUACCUAUGAUCAUUGUACAUGCACUUGCAGUUGUGGAGGUAAGACAAAAAAUCUCAAAUCUCUUCAAGAUGAUCGACUUAUCCAAUUCCUUAUGGGUCUCAAUGAGACUUACUCAGCUGUCCGCAGUAACAUACUGAUGAUAUCACCUUUACCUAGUGUGAACUUGGCCUAUUCACUGCUCAUUCAAGAUAAGAAGCAGCGUGAGAUUCAUGUUGCUCAACACCCUGCCGAAUCUGCCUUCUUGGACUCAUAUCAGUAG